Molecule: messenger RNA, 1515 nt
Organism: Aureobasidium namibiae CBS 147.97
Lineage: Eukaryota; Fungi; Ascomycota; Dothideomycetes; Dothideales; Saccotheciaceae
Product: HCP-like protein
Exons: 2
Coding region: 1-1515 (504 amino acids)
Molecular function (GO): protein binding
Source: RefSeq, a predicted model, not a curated record
AUGCUACAAUACCACCACAAGGGCCUCGAUGAGUCCCCGGUCAAGAGAAACAACCCCAAUCGCAUUUCUCAAGCAACCAUGAAUAGUGUUGGCUCCUCUUCAAGUGGUGGGGCCCUUAGGCCACCGAGGACGGUAGGAUCUCGUGUCGUCUCGCAGAACUCAUCAUUGGGAGCCGAUCUUCGAGCAAGCACGUAUUCGCCCUUGUCUGCGGACGACAGCUUGUCCGUGAGCGGUUCGCCUAGAAUCUAUGCCCGCAAUCAGGCUGGUAACCGACGUUCGCCUGACACCAGACCAAUGUCGUAUAUCGACUUGCUGAACGAAGUGCCCUAUUCGCAGCAAGUGGCACCAGCCCCAGUCAUGAACAACAGCAGUCUUCAAUCUGCCGUCGGAAACAAUGCCUCGUUGCUUGACAACAAGAAAACCCUUGACAUGUACCGUGCCAACGUCAAGAAAACCAACGAUCCCAGCAUUCAAUACGAAUUUGCCAUCUUCAUGAUCAACGCAGCCAGAGAUCAUGCUGAAGAUACGGAAUCAGCUGCAGAGCUGAUCAAAGAAGCCCGUGGAAUUCUCCAGCGUCUCUCAGAUCGCGCAUAUCCUUUUGCGCAAUACUACCUUGCCGAUGGUUACUUCUCUGGAUUGUUCAACAAGGACAAGCCAGAUUAUGACAAGGCUCUGCCCCUUUUUGUUGCAGCGAGCAAGCAUGGUCAUGCAGAAUCAGGAUACCGUGCUGCUCUGUGCUACGAAUUCGGAUGGGGUUGCGCGAAGAAUUAUCCGAAGGCUGUGCAGUUCUUCCGCGCUGCUGCAUCGAAGGGUCAUCCAGGAGCAGCAAUAAGACUGGGCAAGGCAUGUCUCACUGGUGAUAUGGGACUUGUAAAUCGAUAUCGGGAGGGUGUCAAGUGGCUGAAGCGCGCUACAGACUCUGCCGACUAUCAGUACAACAGCGGUCCUUAUGAGCUUGGACUAUUACAUAUCACUGGCUUCGGCGAGGAUAUCUUCAAGGAUGAAGCAUAUGCCGCUCAGCUCAUGACAAAGUCAGCCGAGCUGGGCCAUCCGGAAGCGAACUACCGAAUGGGACAAGCAUACGAGAAUGGAACAUUUGGAUGUCCCAAAGACGCUGCAUUGAGUGUUCACUUUUACAACGGUGCGGCAUCGAAGGGCUUGCCCGAAGCUAUGAUGGCAUUGUGUGCCUGGUACAUGGUUGGCGCAGAGCCAGUCCUCGAGAAGGACGAAGUUGAAGCCUACGAGUGGUCAAAAAGAGCUGCUGAGAUGGGACUUGCAAAGGCCGAAUACGCUGUGGGCUACUUCACAGAGAUGGGUAUCGGUUGUCGACGCGACCCCUUAGAAGCCAACGUGUGGUACGUCAGGGCUGCGGAUAAGGGCAACGAGACUGCCAAACAACGACUCGAUAUUAUUAGAGCAGCAGCUUCUGGAGAUUCGGGCAUACCCAUGGCCAAGGGCAAGGCAAAAACCAAAGAACUUGGUGGUGGUAAAGAAAAGGAGUGUCUUGUCAUGUAA